AUGAAAAUCGACAUGAAAACAGUGCGACCUUCACAUGCAGAUAUUGUCAGUACAUUUAAAUUUCCUCGAUGUGUGCAACUUAUCGACUAUAUCAAGUCUGCUCCGGAUCGCAAAGCAUUUUUGGAGCGGUUGGCAGAAGUUCAUGAAUGGCAGCCGCAUUUCGGAAAAUGUGAAAUGGCAAGAUGGUCAGAUGUUCUUAACAUGUGUGAUGAUGUGUUGAAAGAUGCUGUAACAAAUAGCUCAGCGCCAGGUGAACCGAUGGCCAUUGAUGAAAAUCCUUCUUUGAUUGCAGAUGUUACAUCUGUUCUUUCCUUUACUGCUUUACUCUUUGAAAAUACCUUCACUCGUGCAGUCUACAGUUCCACCGAUCGGUUGUUGAAAUUGCUGGAUUCCGGUAAUAUUGAGAUUGUCGUGGAGGCUUUACGGCUAUUUCUAGUUAUUAGUAAACGUUCAAGAUUUCUUUCUCAACAUCUCAGCGAUGUCCAACAAAAAAAUCUCACAUUUCGACUUUCUGCAAUCGCUCAGUGCUGGAAUGGAAAACUUAAAAGCAUAAAAAUGGAUGAAUGUUGUACUACAAAUAUUCGUCCCUCUGCUCUCCUACCGAUCGGAUUCCAAGCAGAUACCAGCAUUCUCGUCCGUGUAGUAUAUCUGGAUAAAAGUUUUGCGGAUGAAUUGGGAAGUUUGCUCUCUAAUAAAGUAAUUGAAGAGAAUGAACGUGCAUCUUUGAUAGCACGUUUACGCUUAGUACGAUCAUUCAAUACAUCUCGUGGUCGAAGAUUGAGCGUCAUUGCUCGUCUUCUUUCGUUGUCAAUAUUAAUUUACACGCGUAGUGUAGUAGAAGAAUGGACAAUGAUGGCGAUGCUUCAUGAUGGCCUUAUUGAAGAUGUCACUGGUUUACUUCUUAUCAGUAAUACAAAUGAAUUAAUUCUUGACGCAGUCAAAACUGAAGCACUUCGCGCUUUAACUAGUAUUGUUUCACUUGGCAGACCUGCAAAGUUGAAUUCAAUAGUGGAAUCUCUUGGAGUGAAUUCGUAUCAUGGUUUUUUGGCUCGAAUGACACGUCAAUGUGUAGAGGAUUUACGUUGUGGAAGGAUUGGAAAUGGAUAUACAACAGUACCAUUCUGCACAGCUCUGUUUUCUUUGCUUUACCAUCUUGCUGGCUUUGAAAGCGGAGGUGAAGCAUUAGUUUCUUGUGCUUUAACGGAGACAUUACUCGGCGUGGUAUCUUGUGAAUCAUUGCCAUUAGAACUCAUCACAUUUGUAACACGAGCUGUUCGUGUUAUCGACAUCAUGACUUCCUUGGAUGCUAACGGCUUCAUAUCAUGCAGUGGAAUGAACAUAAUUGUGCAUCGUCUUAUUUUCGACAUCAAUAUAUGCAUGAAACAUCUAGCAGAAUUAAGUGCUGCUGGACCAACAACAGAGCAGUGCCAUCAGCAGCGUGCUGCACUAAUUAAAUCAUUGUUGAAUUUUAUCAAAAGAGCUAUUCAGGAUACACAGUUUGCUGAUAGUGUUCGACACAUUAUGGAUGGGGGCUUACCAAUUGCAUUAAUGCACAUUGUGACAAAUUGUGGAUUUUUCGGUGCAUCGCUAUUUCAUAAUGCCGUUAGUUUGAUCACAAAUUUUAUCUAUCAAGAACCCUCGUUUCUCGCUUCGUUGCAAGAUAAAGGUGUAACAGAUGCUGUAUUGAAAGCAAUAUUCCGUCAGGAGUUGCCUACAUCUCGAGACGUGAUUGCUGCUUUGCCAAAUACUUUCACUGCUCUUUGUUUAAAUGAUCGUGGGCUAAAAAAUUUUUUGGAGGAAAAUCCAUUCGAUCAUUUCUGUAACAUUUUUGUGUCAACGAAAUAUAUUUAUGCGAUGAAGUGUCGUCGUAACGAAAUGAAUGAAGUAGCUUUGAAUUUGGGCACAUCUCUCGAUUCUUUUUUGCGCCAUCAUCCAACUUUGCGUGAAAAAUUUCUGACUUCGCUGACUAAAAAGUUCAAUAAAUUACUGGAGCUUGCUUCUUCUGAUUCACCACGCUGCGUCAUGUCUUUCACUUCAUGCCGUAACUCUCAAACAAUGAUGGCAAAUUUUUCGAGAGCAGUAGCAAGAUCCUCUCCUAGCCGAGAAGACGAAAAUAUAAUAGUAGACAAUGUUGCUUCUGAUGAUGAUGAAGAUGAUCCAACGGCAGCUGUUACAACUAUGGAAAAACUACAUAGAGCUGGGAGUAAUUCUUUUCAAUCUGAUCUUGGUCUGUCAUUGUCCAUAGUAUGCGACGGAAAGCCAAUUGUUCCCCUCGGUGAAUAUUUGCUGAACAUUGGAAAGUUUUUGGAAACACUGUUAACUCAUAAUGCUUCUUCUGAACAUGCUGAUGCUUUCAUGCAUUCUGGUGCUGCGGAUAAAUUACUUUCCAUGUUGUACGUUCGACAGAUUCCAUUAGAAUUGGCACAAUCGCUCUUCCCACAACUUGUCAAUAACAUAUUGCGAUUUCUCUUCCAACAUGCAAGAAAUAGUGAUGUGAUGAGUUUGGUCGCGAACAGAUUAAACGCGUUUUGUAUGGAUUUUCUCUCCUCAUGCAAAACAAGCAAAGAUCCUCUCAAGCCAUCAUUAAUUAGAAUCAUUUAUUCUGAUUUCUCACUUGCAAAUAUUUGCGCGAUCUCCGUUCUUUGUACAAUUCUGUGCAGCUUGUCCAAAACUGCUUUAGGAAGCAACACAGCUGCAAAAACUGCUAUUCUCAGAUUCUGGACAAAUGAAGGCUGUAGGCUUUUGUCAUCCUGUACUCAUUCCCAGAGAGUGAUUGUUUGGGAAUCCGCUGUUCUACAAGUUUAUAAUACGGUUAACAAGUGUACAGCUUUCACACAAACAGAUAGUGUUGAAAAGAGCGCACAGGCAGAUGAUAGUAAUGAAUCUUCGAGGCGAAAUGCUGUUGGUACUGAGAGUGUACCGCAACGAAUGGCCCGACCAAAAUACUUGCUCGAUGACUUUUGGCUUCGUUCGAAGUCGGGAACCAGCGCUUUAAGUCGAUUCAAUCGACACUGUACUGAAUUACUGAUGAUGCUUACGAAAAUUGCUAUUGGUGGAAUGACAAGGACAAGAAGAAUGCAUGGGGCUGAGGGUGGUACGCCUUGUGAAAAUGCUGUACAACUAGCGUUGCAAAUUAUGAAAAGUUUCCAUCAGGCUUUGGAGUGGAAACCUCACAACGACGAUGACCUUACUAUAAUGUUGCCAUAUCUGGCAGUUUGCAUCAAUAAUCUCAGUAACGUUCUUUUUGAUGAACGCAAAAGUCCAUAUCAUCUGAUGCUAUCAGCUUUUUAUCGUACUGGUACUCACGAUACUUUCUUCGGCAUUAUUACGAAUUAUUUUGGAUCUAAUCGUGUUAAUAGUUAUUGUGUCGAGAUGGGACAGUUCCUACAAGCAUGGUUGUCUCUAACGGAACGACUAGUCAAUGCUUACACUUUUCUUCAUUCACGCUACAAGAUAUCAGAUCGAUUUGCUGAAGCAAAACGUUUCCCAACUGAUAAAUACUUGGCUAAAUGCCAGCAGGAUGCUUUUCGACAAGCUAAUAUUAUAUUCAAUUUACUGUCAUCGUUGCCUUUAAAUGAUGCCGUCAAUUUGAACAUUUGCGAUAUGGCAGUUUCUGUAUUUCGUGAAGUAGUGAAAGGAAUGGUCCCCUUAACCGAAAAGCAGAAACAUACUGCUAUUGCAACUUCUGAAGAUCGCAAAAAAUUGGAAGCGGAGUUAGAUGAAGGGAAUAUUAAUCUUUUGGUUGAUAUGGGAUUUGAUCAUGAUGCUGCAGUCGAUGCGCUACUUGAGUACUCAACAGUACCGGAAGCUGCUGAAUAUUUGAUUGCAACAGAUGGUUUAGGCAGACUUCGGCAGUCAGCUGACGAAAGACUUGAAGCAGACGAAAAUGAUGGAGAUGAAGGAAGUGGUGGUAGCCAUAGCAAUGAUUUAAAUGUGGAGUUUGAAGAUGUCCUUCUCAAAGAGCCUAUUGGAUUAAAUGAAGUACCUCCUCUUGAUACUCGUCUUGUGUUGUCAACGCUAUGCAAAGAUAUUAUUCCAGUGCUCUUGAAGUUGAUGGAGCAUGGAACAGAACUUGUAUUUAGUACAUCAGAGAUUUUACUGGCAAUUUUCAAUGAAGUUGAUGAUGACUGGAGGAAAAAUAUUCUUAUUGGUGAAUAUCUGGUGCAAGAUAUCCUUUUGAUGGUAGAUGAGUUGCGAUGCAAUCAGUCAGACGAAGAAACCAUUAUUUCCCUUGCAACUCGCUUACAUUUUGUAUGCUUGCUGUGGCCUAGUAUUUCUACUGCAUAUGUAGCACUCUUUACACAAUAUCGUCUACAUAGUGUCUUGAUUUCUGUUUUGGACAUGAUUGGAAUAUACUGUGAAAGGAAACCUAUUUUUAUGAAGCUCAUCGCACCAGUAUGUUUAUGGCUUGAUUUGUAUGAUAAGAUGUUCAAGUUAUCUGAUAGCAAGGAUAAAGUUGAAAAGGCUGUUGAUUCCUAUGCGUGGAAAUACUGGGAUAGCGACGAUAGAAGCAAUACGUUUUCUUGGAUUAGUUAUCCCCCUGCAGCUUCGCAUACACUCACAAACGCCUUUCUCAGUGGUCGAAGAAAUUGUAGUGUAAGCGUAGGUGGUCGCUGUUGCACUGUUGACUUUCCAUCGAUGAGUCAUCGCAACGUUGAGUCUCAAAUUGAGCGACCAAUUACUAUUACUGGCAGACUGAAGAAAGGAAUUUUAUUAUCUGAUAUACUUGCUGAGAGCAGCGAGCUAGAAGAGUGGAAUCUUAUGAUACGCGAAAGACUUGUGCCAUCUAUAAUUGCUCUCCUUGAUGUGCCAGUUGUAGAUGCAAAUUCAAUCCAUGCAAUAUUCAUAUUAACUGCACGUAUUACGAGAGACUUUGCGAUUGCAAGGGAAUUUUUACAGCAAGGUGGUGUGCAAACAGUGAUAAAUGCACCUGGUUCAACUGUGCCAGCUUCUACACUCUUUGUAGCUCUGAUCAUUCGUCAUUGUCUUGAUGAUGAAGUAGCUGUACGGCAGACUUUUGAAAAGACAGUGCGUACAAUUGCUGCAGGCAAUUAUAACAUUCAUCCUCCUUUAGCAAGAUGGAAUCAUGUCAGGGCACCACAAACUACACGUGAUUGGUUACAUGCACUACGUGCUCUUUCUCCUCUGUGUGCACGUCAUCCAAAGAUUUUUGCCGCGACUAUGGAACGUGUCACACGGAAAUCAAGAGAUCAGAUAUCUGUUUUGCCCCUUGUUCCAGUUGAUGCCUCUUGUAGGCAGUGGGCUUCCUGCUCACCAAUUAAGCAGGUAUCGUAUACGGUAACUUUUGUUAAUCAAAUCAGUAUUAGAAUGCUUUUUAGAUAUUUUGAUGUUUUGAUGCAUUUGUUGAAUCAUACACUAGACUUUCAUUGGGAAGAUGAAAAUCGAAUGAUGAAUCGUGCAUCGCUUAUUCGGCUGAUUGCUGAAUUAAUGAAGAGCUAUAGUAUUGUUGCAACGAUUGUUGCUGAAUCGUGUGAUUUUGAUGGGCAACCUUUCAUGGUUGCUCUUCUCAAAAAAUGUUUAGUUUCAAACAGUACUUCGAUUGGCGAUGAUCUCUCGGUCGCUGUGCGAAGCUUUGUGGCUGCUAUAGCAUCAUGCAAUCAUUCAGUAAAAGCUCAAGAAACGCUAAUAUCGAAUAUUAUCUCUUGCCUUCACAUGGUUCUUAGUGAAAAUGAAUCUAAGGUUUCUUACGCUAAGAUAAGGUCCUUGUCCGAUUUGUUUUUGUUGGCACGUGAUUCAUGUCCUGCAGUUCUACAUGAUACGCGGACCUACACAAAUUUAAAUUAUAUUUUACGUUUGAUUGUGAGGAAGCGUGUUUGUAACGAACUAAGCAGAAUUCCAUGGUUUCUGAAUCUAUCAUCGAAAGAAGGGAUAGACACACUUAAUUAUCUAUUGCGGGUAUUAGAGGAGUUGACUCGUACAAUCAAUGGGUUACUUUUUAUUUAUAAUGUGUUUUCAAAUAUAAGUCCUGGACCACUGAACUCUGCGGGAGUAGAAAAUACGUCUAGGGCGCAGUCAGUCUCUCAAAAUGCAUCAGCAUCUGUGACAUUAGUAGCCACAGUAGAGAAUGACGCUUCAGUAACCGUUAGAGCAAGAGGUGAAAAUUCUCACAACGAUCGACAUGUUCGUAAUAGCAACAACACGACAGAUGUUCGCCGUUUUGAAACACACGACGUUGAACGGAACAGAACUGGUAGAACUAAUUUCUGUACAGUUGGUCGUAAUGGUCAAGAUCGUAGCAGACAUCCGAAUGGUAUUGAUGAUUCGAGCGAAAGUGAAGAGGAAAAUGAUGGAGACGAUGAUGAUGUAGCACCUUUGCUUCUAAUUUUGAAAGAUUUUUUUAAGGAUGGUACCGGCCUUAAUGAAAUGGACGUCGAUGAGGAGACAGAUGAUGAACAUGAUGAUGGUAUGGAAGUGAGAAUUAUUUUUCUCAAUCCAGAAGGGCAUGUGAGUAUGGAAGAAGAUGAUUUUGGAAUGGUAGAAAUCGAGCCAGGAGCAUUAUCCCGUUUUGCUUUAGUCGAUAAUGUAAAUUCUGGAUCUGUAGAUCGUUUUGAAGAUGGUGGUUCUGAAGAAAAUUUCGUCAAUACUAACAUAUUUGUUGAAAAUUUGGAUGAUAUAGAUGCUCUUACAAAUGCCACAUUUCCGGGCGCACGUCUCUUUGUAAAUACUAAUAUGGAUGGUCCUCAUUUUGAUCAAGCAUCUGCUGCAAUUACUUCAGCUCAUCCUUUAUUGCAAAGAACCCAACAUGGUGUUAUUGAUAAUAGCAGUAUAGUCCAAAGACCUGCUGGCUAUCGGCUUUUGAUUGGUCAACGUCGUGCUGGUAACGUGAACUCCACAGGUCUGCAUCGGCAAAAUGCUGUACGACGUUGGACUACACUUGGUCCUCAAAGUGAAUUUGUUGAGCGGCUUUUCGAUAGUUCAGGAGCGAAUAGCAGUGGUCAUCUUUUUGACGUUACUCCUUCACGUCAGCGUUUCUUGAACAUUGUUAUGCAAGAUAAUGGCUUAGAAAAUACAACUGCGAUUGUAAGCGAUGAUAGGCGGCAAACAUCGGUUCCACUACCUAUAGAUCGGUUCUCUGAUGCUGCAAGAUUGAUCGAUGGUCAUGCGCAUUUGUAUUUAUGGGUUAUAGUUGCAUCACAUCUCACUGAGGUUAUGGAUGUUUAUGAGAAGAAAGAGGCGCUGGAGAAUAACAAAAAGCUGCAGACUCAGAAAGAUUUGGCUGAAUCAGUUACGCUGAGAGAUGUACCACCGUCAUCAGAUCAUAACAACACGACAAGGCUGUUUAUUGAACAUAUGGAAAGUGUGAGUACCGAUUCGAUUGUCAAUCCAGAGCAGGAGCAAUCUUCGGAAUCUGUCUCUGUUCCCAGUACGCAAACAAAUGUAUCUCAAGAGCCUAUGGAUCAGUCAAAUGCAUUACAAUUUGAUGCACGAGAAAAUCUUGAUAACGAAAAUGAAGCUCAGCACGCAUCGAGCGGCCAGACCGAAAAUGAAGCAGAAGUACAAGAAACCGCUGUCUCAGCGAAUGUUGAACAACAGAACACACCUAAUGUUGAACUUGAAACAGCACAUCAGCAAGAUAAUUUCAGAGACAUAUUAGGAGGCAAAAAACUUAUCGAAUUUCUAUUUUACAUUGAGAUUCCAGAAGGUGUAGAUCCUGCAUUUUUGGCAGCGUUACCUGAAGAUAUCCGUACAGAAGUAAUUCAUGAUCAUAUUCGACAGCAACGCUCACAACGUUUGUUACAAAGUUCGGCAAACAUAGAAGCAGCUGGGCAAGCAAAUGGUGAAAAUGGAUUAGUUGAACCACUUGAUCAAGAAUUCUUAAAUGCGCUUCCUCCAGAUUUGCAGGAGGAGAUAUUAGCACAGCAUGAAAGAACUGUACGAUUAGCUCAAGAAAGGACGGAAAAUAGUAGUGGACCACCCGCAGAUGCUCCAGUUGAGGCAGAUGAUGCUGCAGCAAUAAUUGAGUCACUUCCACCAUCAUUACGAGCACAAGUUCUUGCUGAUGCCGAUGAUACUGUUUUACAAGUUCUUCCUCAAAAUGUAGCAGCGGAGGCACGACGUUUAAGAGCAUCUUAUGAAGCACAGCAGGUUAUGCGUUUCGCCCGUAUGCUAGCACCAACUCAGCGUUUUCGCCCUGCAAAUAGUCGAGGAGGUAUCGGAACAAGUGGUACCACUGCAAUAGGUUCGCUCGCUGGAGUCACUACACUUGCUUCAAAAAAUGCUACUCAGUUACUAGAUCGUGAUACUAUUGUAACCUUAUUACUUCUUUUCUUCAUCGACCCAGCUCGUCUCAAUAGUCAGCGUUUACAGAAGCUCAUCAAAAACAUCUGUGCACACAAUAUAACAUGUGACUUUGUUAUAUGGUGCUUAAUUGCUAUGCUCGAUAAAGUAGAUGAAGACCCUAUUAAAUAUGAAAAUGUUGCGGGCACAGUAUCUGGCUGGUUGGAUCAAAUUUGUGUUCAAAGUGGUGUUGGACAUCAUGAACAGGCUGUUAAAUUCUUCAAAAGUACUAACAUAGUUGUUUUGCAUCCAGCAAUCUUGGCUUCAGUUUGUCACCUUAUAUUAGAGACACUGGCCAGUCUUGCUAAAGCUUAUCCAGGUCAUUUUCUACCUGCAAAAUUACGUCAUUCAGGUGUUCCUUGUAGCACUGGAUUGAGAAUUCCACCUUUUUCACAGUUUUGGGGGAUAGUUCACAGCUUGUCGAAGGCAGAUUUAUCAUCUUCCAGUACAAAUCGGCAAAAUACAUUAGAAAUACCACUCGGACCUGGAAGUGUUAAUGCUAGUAUGGCGGGAUCGUCUCUUGAGGAAAGCGCUAUUGGGAUAUUGAUGGACCACAUUAGACGUCCAGUUAUUGUUUCUUCACCGAUUUUGCAGGACAAAUUAUUGCGCCUCAUUUGUACAAUUGUACAAACUUUGCCAACUGAAACUAUUUCAAAAAUGUCUCUUGAACCAACUCUAGAUCGACCACCACUUGCUGAACAACUUGAAUGCAUUGUUUUGGCUUUAACAGAGGGCGAUUGCUCAGAGGAAGGUCUUGCAGACGGACGCACUCUGUUGUUAGAAUUGAUUCGCGCUCUUACACCAUCUACUAAAUCAUUUAUAAUGACACUUCUUCUAAACGCUGCGGAACGUUUAGGAACUCGGCUUCUGCCAUAUUUUCAGGAACUUGACGAGGAACUAAUGCAAUUCCAUUAUAAAAAAAAUGCUCCACUCAUCGAGCAUCCGUCAUCGGGCUCAAAAGUUGCUAUUAAUCGGUAUGACGAUUCGAUGGUUGUGAUUACGGGAAUGUCGAAUUCACGGAUGGUAGCCAGUUCAUCAGGCUGUUCCGAACUCCAGUUACGAGCAAUAAGACCUUUUACUGAUAGAAAUGGUGUACAGAAUAUGUUUUUAAAGACUCUACAAACAAUUAUAAAAAUCAGACAAGUUAUGCAAUCACAAGCAAGAAAAUUCAGUGAAGUAAACAUGAAUAUUGGAACAGCAGAUCAGGGCGUGUCGGUAAAAAGCAGUGCAGAUGUAGUUGCUAACACUGAAGAAACGAAAACUGCUGAGGUAAAAAAUGCGUUUAGUCAUUCAAUAAUUUUGUUUUUAGUUAAUGUGAAAAAAAAAUGCUUGACAAAUCUUGCACAUGCGGAUGUUCAUGCUGCAUUAGCUCUUCAACCAAGUGCCGAAGCAUUCUUUCUUGUGCAUGGGUCGGACUUGUCUUCGAUCACUGAAGCAAACAAAUUAAACGAGCAUGUAGAUGCUCAAAAGCUUCUUCACUUUGCAGAAGAACACCGUGUUGUGCUGAAUCAAAUUUUAAGACAGAAUGGGAGCGGAUUAACGGAUGGCCCCUUUGCAGUGCUAACCCAAAUGCCGAAAUUGUUGGACUUUGAUGUUAAGCGUAUCUACUUCCGUAAGCAGAUGCAGAAAAUUGAUGAACAUGUCAGGAGUGAAGAUGUAGCAGUACGUGUCCGUCGUAGUCACUUAUUUAGUGACAGUUUCCGGGAGUUAUUCAGACUACGUGGCCCGGAAUGGAAAGCAAGGUUUUAUAUUAUAUUCGAGGGUGAAGAAGGACAAGAUGCUGGUGGGCUAUUGCGGGAAUGGUUUUCAAUUAUCACACGUGAAAUUUUCAACCCUAAUUAUGCACUCUUCAUUACCUCUCCAGGAGACCGCGUAACAUAUAUGAUUAAUAAAACUUCAUAUAUCAACCCUGAACACUUGGAAUACUUCAAGUUUGUUGGGCGAAUAAUAGCAAAGGCGGUUUAUGAAAAUAAAUUGUUGGAGUGUUAUUUCACUCGUGCAUUCUACAAACAUAUCCUAAGUGUUCCUGUGAGAGCUCAGGAUUUAGAAUCUGAGGACCCUAGUUUUUACAAAUCAUUGGAAUUCCUGCUCAAUAAUCCAAUUGAGGACCUGGGCACGGAGCUUACAUUUAGUUUAGAGGUAGAGGAAUUUGGGGUUCAGAAAAUGCGUAUGCUAAUAGAAAAUGGGUCAUCUAUUCCAGUAACAGAUGAGAAUAAGGAAGAGUACGUAAAGCUCGUUUGUCAGAUGAAAAUGACUGGCUCCAUCAAUCAGCAGCUGAAAGCAUUUUUGGAUGGUUUUUAUGAGAUAAUUCCGAAAAAUCUGAUAUCAAUUUUUGAUGAGCAAGAAUUGGAGUUGUUGAUUAGUGGACUUCCAAAUGUCGAUAUUGAUGAUCUGUGCGCUAAUACAGAAUACAAAACAUACACAAAAUCUUCUUGUCAGAUACAAUGGUUUUGGAAAGCCCUAAGGUCUUUUGAACAGGAAGAUCGUGCAAAGUUUUUGCAGUUUGUUACUGGUACCAGCAAAGUUCCUCUGCAAGGUUUCGCGGCACUCGAAGGUAUGAAUGGCACUCAAAAAUUCUCGAUUCACUUGGAUUCACGUUCUCCUGAUCGACUGCCAACUGCUCACACAUGCUUCAAUCAGUUGGAUCUUCCGCAGUACGAUACAUACGAUAAACUUCGACAGAUGUUGUUAUUAGCCGUGCGAGAAUGCACUGAAGGAUUUGGUUUUGCUUGA
Molecule: messenger RNA, 11031 nt
Organism: Thelazia callipaeda (thelaziosis nematode)
Lineage: Eukaryota; Metazoa; Nematoda; Chromadorea; Rhabditida; Thelaziidae
Source: the annotation of a GenBank genome assembly